Galleria mellonella (greater wax moth) is the source of this 6008-nucleotide messenger RNA. It is a transcript of the gene Hr96, whose product is annotated as nuclear hormone receptor HR96. The transcript has 8 exons. Lineage: Eukaryota; Metazoa; Arthropoda; Insecta; Lepidoptera; Pyralidae. Gene Ontology annotation, molecular function: nuclear receptor activity; RNA polymerase II cis-regulatory region sequence-specific DNA binding; zinc ion binding. Gene Ontology annotation, biological process: negative regulation of transcription by RNA polymerase II; positive regulation of transcription by RNA polymerase II; cell differentiation. The record is from RefSeq and is a predicted model, not a curated record. Bases 262 to 1980 code for a protein of 572 amino acids.
AGUCAUCCACCCAACCCAGUGUGUACGAAAAUGAAAUCAACGAAAUUAGUCUAUAAAUCUAAUCUUUUGCAAAUUAUCUUAUUAUCAACUUUGGUACCUAUUGCCAAUAUUUAAUGGUAGCUACUUAAUAGUUGUUACGUGCCGUAACAAUGUCCAGACGCGGCCGUGUGUGUGUCCAUUAUUAUAGCAAUAUUUCCUAUUCAAACUUCUUCAUCAGUGUAUAAUGUUUGUUGUUAUGACUUUUCAUGUUUCCUAGUGACAAUGGAUAGUAGCAGUGUUAAUAGUGAUAAAAAAGAUAAUGGAAACUCUCAGAAAAAAGAAUUACCAUCAAAUUUGCAAAAAAUAUGCCUAGUGUGUGGCGAUAAAGCACUCGGUUAUAAUUUUAAUGCUAUCUCUUGUGAGAGCUGUAAAGCGUUUUUCAGGCGUAAUGCUUUAGCGAGUAAAGAAUUCAAAUGUCCUUUUACCAAUAACUGUGAAAUUACCGUAGUCACGAGAAGAUUCUGUCAGAAAUGUCGAUUAGAAAAGUGCCUCUCAAUAGGAAUGGUUAAGGAGUUCAUCAUGUCUGAAGAAGAUAAGGCAGAGAAACGGAGGAAAAUAGAAGAGAACAGAGCUAGAAAGCGAAAUCUUUGUGAUCGUGAUCUAGAUGAUGCAGUGUCAAGUUCUAAAAACUUGAAACGGGAUGAUGAAAUAAGCAAUAGUAAUUAUUUACCGCCUGUUCAAGAUUCUGUUAUUCAGUAUGAUGCGCUUAACAGUACAACCUGUAGUCCAAGUAGUACUGUACAGAGUCCGUUAAGUACAGACUUAGAGUCAACAAUGCAUCCCUCCCCUGCAUACUUUCCACCAAUACAAAAUACAGAAAUGUCAUAUACUAUGAAAGUAUACCCCAUGGAUGAGAAAAGUGUGAUCAAUAGGACUUUAUAUGAGCAACGCAUGUUGGACACAUAUCAGACAUAUGACAUGGACAGUAAUAUGUAUACAGAAUCACCUAAACAAAAUAGUAUUAGGUCUUUACUGACAAAUGGUGAUGCUACAGUCUAUAAAGAACAAAAGCCUCAGCAUGUUUGUGAAGAAAUCCCGUCCACUAGCAAUAAUCCAGACAUCAACAAGGCUAGAGAUAUUUUACAAGAUGUUGAAAGGAUAGAGCCCAACUCUAUGGAGUCAAUAUUGUGUGAGGCAAUAAAACUAGAAUUUGAAGCAUACACCUCAGUUAAUCAAUGUAGCGGCUCCUCCAGAGAACUGAAUGAGGUAGAACGCGCGAAACUAAACGAGUUGAUUGUUGCAAAUAAGACGUUGCACGCACCUAUUGAUGACGACUUAUCGCAGCUUAUAGGCGAUGCAAGCUCCGCCGGACUCAAGGAAAGCGAUGGCAAACAUGAUCCAAGACUGAUAAAAAUAGUGAAUCUGACGGCUGUUGCGAUACGACGGUUCAUCAAAAUGGCCAAGAAGAUUAAUGCAUUCAAGAAUAUGUGCGAAGAGGAUCAGGUCGCUUUAUUAAAAGGAGGUUGCAUAGAAAUGAUGGUGUUGAGGAGUACGAUGAAUUACGAUGGCCAAAGAAAACAAUGGAAGGUUCCCCACUCGCAAGAAAAGUUCGGUAGCAUACAAACUGAUCUCUUAAAACUAGCCAAAGGCAAUAUAUACAGGACGUACGAGUCAUUUAUACGAUCAUUCGACCACCGGUGGCGGUUGGACGAACACGUCAUACUAAUCAUGUCCGCUAUAUUACUGUUCACGCCUGAUCGCGCCAAAGUUGUUCACCGUGACGUUAUCAAGUUGGAACAGAAUUCCUAUUACUAUCUACUGCGAAGAUACCUUGAGAGUGUGUAUCCUGGUUGCGAAGCAAAGUCCACAUUUCUCAAACUCAUACAGAAGAUCUUGGAGCUAAGAAAGUUAUCUGAAGAAGUCACUGGAGUAUACCUUGAUGUAAAUCCUAUAGAACCCUUACUUAUGGAAAUAUUCGAUUUGAAGCACCAUGCUGCUUGAGGGUAGGUGAUAAUCCACAAUCUUACGUAUUUGUUGCCAAAUAGAAUUCAUAUUGUUUAAUUCUAAUUUACGGGAUAAAAUCCUAAAAUGACCGAGCACUUGAUGUUUAUUCAUAUUUAAAAUGAUUGAAAUCUCUUUUGUUAAAAAUGUGUCAGUUCCACCAAACAGGUUUAAUAAGCUUUAUUUCUUUAUUUUAUUACCAUUCUUUACUUAUUUUAUUAUAUUACUUAUCAAACAUUAGACAGUUUAUUGUUCUUUUUUGUACAAUUACUCCUUUAUUUAUAAAAACAAAUCAAUUUUAGGUUUCAUGUUUUGUCUCUUUUUUAUUGAGCUAAAUACAUGAAAGAAAAUGAUAGAACACUAAUGUGUUCUUACACUUAUUACUUUUUGUCUGAGUAAAUCGGUUGAAAUUUUCUUAUAGUAUUUGGACUUUGUUUCUUUGCGCUAGAGGACAAUUUUGUUUGUUCCUGAUAUUGUAUAUAAUUUUAGAUUGUAGUCUAUUAUAAUGUUACUCAUAUUAUUUUUUAUCUAUAUUUAAAAAUGUAAUUCAUAUUAUCUGUGGUAAAAAAUAUAUUUUUGAGUAAAAUGAAAUGGAAAUAAAGUUAAUUGUAUAAAGAUGCACCUAUGGGUAGUUUUUGGAUAUACAGGGUCUGUUAAAGCUUACUGAUUUAUUAUAUUCUGAUGAUUUCUAUAGAUCUAUUCAAAACUAAAAUAAAGAAAAAAAUUUCUAACAUAUCAUUUAUAUGAAAGUGUUUUAUAAUUAAAAAUAAGUUUUGCUUGAUUUGAAAAUGGGAACAUUUUAACAUUUCGAAUGAUUUUACUCAUGAUAAAGUUUAUAAUUUUGACUACCUCUGUAAUAUAACAGUAAGCUUAGAAUACAUGAAGACAGAUUCGCAUGAUUUAAUUCUUGAUUCAGACAAUUUAAUAAACCUUUCAAAACGGGCUCUAGACCCAAUAUUUUAUACUGUACUCCCAAAUAUUCACGUGUCAGCAUAAAGCAUUUUAGUUUGAGGUCAUACCUGUUUAAUACUAAACUAGUAGCCUGUCAUUACGUCAACGUUAACUAAUAUGACGCCAUUGUACUAUGUAUGUUUGACGUCAUUAUGUAUAUAUUGUCGUAAACAAAAAUACCGUAUAACCCUCGGUUGUGCACGCGUUCAUGUACUACAACUUCUAAUUGUAAUAUAGUAAAGAAAUAUAUAUCUACAUUGUGCCAAAAUGUACAUAUAAAUGUAAUACAGACAUUAAUGUAAUCCGAUAUAUUAAAGCUAUAGGAUAACAUUUCCCUCCCCUUUGCGCCGUCCCUACUGAAUUAGAAGUGUAACGUAAUAGGCACCUGUCAAACUAUACUACAGUGGAACCUGGUUAAGGGAGACAUUAAGGGACCUGUAAAUUUGUUUCACUUCUAGAGGUUUCACUUACCCAGUGUCUCAGAUAUCUAAGUAUAAAUAAAUAUCUGUCUCAUUUACAAAGGGUUCCAUUAAUUCAUCGCGUGUCUUCCUCCCACUUUCAUAAGCGGAUAUUAACUUCAAUUUUUAUAAUAAUAAUAUUUUUAUUUGCUAUGAUUUUGGGUAUAAAAGAUUACAUUAUUUUCACGUACUGAUAUCGAUUUGUGCCUUCAUUUCAGCAUUUUAUAAGUAAACAUCUGUAUGAUAGUAAAGCAAAACUAAAACUGAAGGUCAUUGAGGCUCAAAAUUAAGUGCGGAAUUUGCAGGUACAAUAAGAAUAAGUAAGUAACAAAUUUAAAUGCAAAAAAGCCCAAGUGAUAAAUUGAUGUUGACUCAGUUACAGAGGUUAAUCUAUAUAAAAUUCAUUUGCUGCCUCAGUUAUAGAGGUAAUUAUGGCUAUAAAAUCGAAAGAACGAAUCUCAGAUAUAGAGGUUUGCUAAGUCCCACUAACAGAGGUAAUUCAGUGCCAAAGUGUUUGGACCUGAGCAUGAGUUACAAUUGUGGAGGUUUCUUAUCAAGAUCCCACUUACCAAGUUUCACUGUAUCAGCCUAUAAGUCGACAUAUUUUUUAUCAUACACCUUCGUGCUAAUUAACGAAACCUGCUUAACUGUUGUGUCGAUUUACCCUUAUACAUGUCCUAUAAGUUCUAUAUGUAAGCUCCAGUUUACAUUACUAAGUGUAAACUGUUAUAGUUAUUAUUAUUAAUGUUGAAUAGCUGUCGCAAGCCAUACAGAAUUACAAGUGUUUAUGUCCCUACUAAUGAUGUAUUUUCUAGUCCUAAUCCAUGAGAAUGUCUCGUGUAUGUCACGAAGACAACUGUUCGAUCGACAUACAGUUUGUCGCUGUAAUGAUACUAUUCGAAUUAUGAGUAGUAGCAUUCUAUUCAUAAAAUACUCGUAUUUCAGUUCCAUUUACUAUAACACUUGAAGCAUAUUAGUAAUGUAAACUUACCUUUUAAGGCCUUACUUAUCAGAACUUACUAGUAUAAGUAGAGCGAAGAGCAUUAUAAUGCUUAGAAUAGAAUAUUUGAAUUUAUUUUUAAACGUCACAUCAGGCACGAUAGUGGAAACACUUCUAGCAUAUUUAAAAUUGGGUACUAGAAAAAUUUUAUAGCUAAAGGCUAAAAGAGUUAGCGUCUAGUUAUACUCAUAUAAAAUAAAAUAAAAACUCGACUACAUCACAAUUAUAUAAUUUACAUCACAUUAUAUACAUUACUAUUUUUUAUAGCUAUGUUUGCAUACAAAUUUAUUUAUAUUUUUCUAUAGAAUACUUUUCUUUACAGAAGUAUUUGUUCAACAAUUUACAACGUGCCUGUAAUAUUGGCGUAUUGUUAACGUAUAAAUUAUUAUAUUGUUAUUAAUAUAAUUUUAUUGUACUUUGAAAUCUUUAUAUAUAGCUAAACACGGCCAUUAUGUCAUAGACCUACUGGCAGGACAAUGAGAGUUACUUGUUUCUCUGGCUAUUUAUUAUUAAAAAAAAAAUGCUCACGACUAAUAAUCCUCAGUGAGGUAGUAAGGGGUGUUAGUUAACUGUUGCUUUUAUAGUGAAUGUGACACGUUUCAUUUUUUGUUAUAUUCUGUAUGAGGAUAGUAGUAGAUGUAAGGUCAUUAGCGAGUUUCGGCACUUUGUACUUUGCCUACUCCAUAUACGUUACAAAAACACCUGGCAUGAAAAACGUCUCCCUCGACGUUCUAAUAUUAAGACUACGAGAAAGCAACUGCAUAGUUACUACGAAGAGGUAUAAAAACCCUAAUUCUACCUACAGUAUUUGUGAAAUUAAAUAUCUUUUAAACAAGAUCGCCACAUGAUCUAUUUAGAAUGAAAAUGUUGGAAUAAUAAAUAUCGUAUUAUAAUUGUUAUGGAGAGAGCCGUACCCAGCAAUGGAAUGUCCUUUGGAGAUAUUUCUUUUUAUUUUUCCUUUUUAAAAGGCCGGCAGCACACCUGCAAUGUCGCUGGUGUUGUGGGUGAUCAUGGGCGGCGGUAGUCACUUACCAUCAGAUGAGCCGCAUGCUCAUUUGCCUCCUGUGUUGUAAAAAAAAAAUUAUAUUUUUUUUUAUGCAACUUAGAAUGGCAAACAAGCUGACGGCCCACCUGAUGGAAAGUGGUAACCGUUGCCUAUAGACAUGAGCAGUACCAUGGACAAAGGAGUAUACUGUUUUACCCAUGAUACCCCCCAUGCGUUGCCAUUCCUGAGGACUCAGGUGUUACUCCUCUGUACCCAGUAAAUUCACUUCAUAUACUAUUAUUGGAUGUCAAAUUGUUAUUUAUACCUUCAUUUCACUUUAUAAUGUAUAAAGUACAGUUGGUACCUACAGGACCCACAAACUCCAGUAUGAUAUGGAGCAUUUGUCUUUCACACACUUCUUUUUUCCUAAAGUACCAAUUUCAUGUGAUAGGUCUAAUAAAAAGUCUUUUGGGUAUUUUCUAAAAAUGUGAACAUUAUGUUUUUAUUGAAUGAAUUAUUGUUAUAAGAGAAACAAAAUAUUUUUAUAUAGAUGUUUAAUUAUUAUCGUUUAAAAUAAGUGCAAUAAAUUAAUGUAUUCUAAUUCUAUAAGAAUAUAUUACCUAUAAUUGGUUAA